This is a messenger RNA of Durio zibethinus, 3746 nucleotides long. RefSeq lists its product as uncharacterized. Gene Ontology annotation, biological process: DNA-templated transcription. The record is from RefSeq and is a predicted model, not a curated record. Gene Ontology annotation, cellular component: nucleus. Lineage: Eukaryota; Viridiplantae; Streptophyta; Magnoliopsida; Malvales; Malvaceae.
UAAAAUAAAAAUUUUAAAAUUUAAUUGAUUGCACCCUUUUGCCUCUAAUCUUUAAGUAUUACCGUAUUUUUAUUUAGGGUUCACAAUUUCUUCCUAACCAAACAAAGCUGCUAAGAGUUUUCAUCAAGCUUUCCCUCAUAAUCUCUCUCUCUCUCAGCUCAGUUCUGCUCUGCUGCUCUCGGUUCCGUGGUAUUUGUAUACGUGUUUUACCGUGAUGAUCUACUAUGUCCAAUGAUCUGGUAUCUCAGCAAUUAUCUAUACCUGGUAACCAAAUGGCUCAGAUGGAACCCAUUUCCAGCAAAUUGGAUUCAGCAAUGUCCAUGGGAUUGAUGGGAUUUGGGACCAAUGAAUCUUUACAGCAGCAGAUACCUUCAAAUAUGCCAAUAGGAUUGAUGGGAUCUGUGACUAAUGAUCUUGGGUCACAGUUAUCCUCAAUUCCUGACCAGCAAGGUGGACAUAUCGAAUCUCAGGCAUAUACUCAGCUAUCAGAACAGUAUUUAAUGUCUAAUAAGCCAAUAGGAGGAAUAAUUCCCACCAUGUUGGAUAGCUUGAGAGCACAUCAAUUACCAACUUUGAACAAGCGUAAGGCACCGAUGGAACCAAUUUCCCCUAAUUCUGUUCCACAGAAGUUAUCAUUGUCGAACAAACGAGUGGCACAAAUGGAACACAGACCUUGGUUGCAACCAAUAUCUGCACCUAGUAAAAGAACUGUUCAGAUGCAGGCUGUUUCCAACUCACCAGGAUCACAGCCUUCUCCAGCAUCAAAUAAGAGAUCAGUUCCAAAUAAAUCUGGGUCAUCAGCUUCAAGGAAUCAGUCUGCCCAGAUGUUGGCAUCAGCAAAGGUUCAGACUGAGUCAUUUGAAUCUGUAAGGUCCAAAAUGCGGGAAUCUUUAGCUGGUGCCCUGGCCUUGGUCUCUCAGCAGCAAGGUGAAAAUGCAAUGGUAGAGAAUAAUUCAAAUGGUGAAGCUGCACAUUCCCCAGGGAAGAUGGAAGAGGAUUCUAACUCUGUUGUUUCUAAUUCUGGUAAUUCUGAUGCUGUCCGUUCUAUAUCUGCAAAACCUCAGGGAUUAUUGCUUUCCAAUCGGGAUGGUGCUUGUGAUGGAAAUACUAGUGAUGUUACACAAACUUUGCAAUGUGAUAAGCAGCAAUUUCAAUUGAGUAAUCUUUUGCCUGAUGAGGACGUUCCAUUUACUGACAACAUUUUUGCAAGAGAUGAACUUUUGCAGGGAAAUGGCCUUUCUUGGCUAUUAGAGCUUGAAACAGAUGCAGCAAAGAAAGAGGAAAUUGAAACGUUUGGGAAACAAAAUGCAGAUAAUGAAAAGGUGGGAAAAGAUGAUUUAGAACAAUCGUCACAGUCUCCACAAGAGUUGGCAUAUCAAAUUGAAGCAGAACUCUUUAAAUUAUUUGGAGGUGUGAAUAAAAAGUAUAAAGAGAAGGGCAGGUCUCUAUUGUUUAACUUGAAGGAUCGUAAUAACCCUGAACUCAGAGAAAGAGUUGUGUCUGGGGAAAUUCCUCCUGAACAACUAUGUUCUAUGAGUGCUGAGGAACUAGCUUCUAAAGAGCUUUCACAGUGGCGACAAGCAAAAGCAGAAGAGCUUGCUCAAAUGGUAGUUUUGCCUGAUAUAGAAGUUGACAUUAGACGUUUAGUGAGGAAAACACAUAAGGGUGAGUUUCAAGUGGAGGUUGAACAAACUGACAGUGCUUCAGUGGAAGUUUCUGCUGGAACUUCAAUUAGUCGGCGACCAAAAACCGAGGCAAAACAGGCUCCUACAACUGGUAAAGCUGUUGGAAAGAAAGACGAGUCGGAUACUGCAGGUGAAAAGAGUAAUCUAGAGGACCCACAUCUUACCAUUACCAUUCCUUCAAGCGAGGGACCUGAUCCAAUGCAAGGGUUGAUGGGAGAAGAUGAAUUGAAGGAUGCAGAUUUUCUUCCUCCAAUUGUUUCCCUUAAUGAGUUCAUGCAAUCUCUUAAUUCAGAGCCACCGUUUGAGAAUUUACCUGGUGAUGCUGGAAAAGCAACAUCCAUUUCUGAUAAGGAUGACUCAGAAGCUGGUUCCGACCCAAAGUCUUCUGGUCGAGCUUCACAAGAUCCUGUGGAUGCAAUGCCUGAUAAACUUGGAAGUAUUGAUGCAAUUAAUCUGAAAUCUGAUUCAGAUGUUAAGCCGAAUGAAAUUCCUACAAAAUCAGGAGCUAUUGUUUCUGUAGCCAAUUUGAAGGGUGAACAUGUCUGGGAAGGGAUGCUCCAGUUGACUAUCACAGCCAUGACCUCUGUCAUUUGUAUUUUUAAAAGUGGUGAAAAAGCUUCUACAAAGGAUUGGCCUAGCUGUCUUGAAAUCAAGGGCAGAGUCAGGCUUGAUGCGUUUGAGAAGUUCCUCCAAGAGCUUCCCAUGUCACGGAGUCGUGCUGUUAUGGUGGUUCAUUUUGUUUGCAAGGAGGGAUCAACCGAGACUGAGCGUGAGAGCCUUGUUGAGGCAGCUGAUUCAUAUAUUUUGGAUGGGAGAGUGGGUUUUGCUGAGCCUGCCUCCGGUUUUGAACUUUAUCUUUGCCCAUCACAUGCGAAAACACUUAAAAUGCACAGCAAGAUCCUCUCAAGGGACCAACCUGAGGCUCUUAAUGCUAUUGAUAAUGGUCUAAUUGGUGUCGUUGUAUGGAGAAGAGCUCAAUUAAUUUCUAAACACUCAAAAAAGCAACACGUUUCUUCUAGGAGACAGCAAGAAAAAGAUAUUACUAACAUGAAUAUGCUUAAUUCCCCAUCAAAACUUACUUUUUCCCAUGGUGGACCUCUCCGUUCCAAAACCCCUGCUGAAGACGAAGACGAUGUACCCCCGGGAUUCGGCCCUGCCAUAUCCCGGGAUGAAGAUGACCUACCUGAGUUUAAUUUCUCUGGUGGUUCAAAUCCUUCGGGCCGACAAUACCCCACUGGCCACGAAUCCCAGCGAGUAGGAAUUGCCUCUUCUCGUUUACGCUCUCAAACAUCAUCUUGCCCUGUUGAUCAAGUGAGAGAGCUCAUACAAAAGUAUGGACAACCAAAUACUAAUGCGCCCUUAGGGGUUUCAAUCCAAAAGUGGAAUGAUGAUGAUGAUGAUAUACCGGAAUGGCAGCCUCAAACAACCCAUCAGCAGCAGCUGCAGCCCCCAACAACCCAAGUUCAUAGGUUUACACAGCCAAUGCAUGCAUCUCUGCAAUUACCCCACCAGGCAUUACCAACAAUGCAUGUUCAAGGUCAACAGAACGCUGCCCAGUCAUGGCAGCAGGGAACUUGGUGGGUUCCUCCGCCUUGUUCCCAAGGCCAACAACUUGUUAAUGGAGCUCAAUUUUACAGGACAGCAGUAGGGACUGGGCAACCUGCCUGGCGACAGGAUGAUCCCAACAGUAGAGGCUCUUAGUUUCGAUCUUUUGUAAAUCCAGUGUUUUAUGUUGCUGUUUUGUUAAGCGUUCCUCUAGCUUUUGUAAACUUGAUGAUAUCUUUUCAUCACAUCCUUUUAUUUAAUUAAUAGUAGUGCUUCUAAUGUAAAAUGGGCUUUUAACAAAACCACUUUUCAAGCAAUUCAAUUAUCCAGAAUUCAACGGUAAAAUUUCUUUGAAACUACGUUUGCAUGAAAUUUCGGAACAUCUGGAGGUGGGUUCGAUUCUUACCGGACCACUUGUAUGCUUCAGUGUAACUCUCGUUACGCACAGCAAAAGUAACCUAAGCACCCAAAAAGCCACUCGGACAGCAUCCUCUUUCCAUUCCAUUCCAUUAAAGC